AUGCUGCGCAAGCUCACCGUCGACCAGAUUAACGACUGGUUCACCAUCGGCAAGACCGUGACGAAUGUGGAGCUGCUGGGCGCGCCGCCCGCCCUCCCGGCCGAGGCGGCCCGGGAGGAGGCGCCGCACAAGGCCGCCGACACGAACGCCGUCCCGGCCGAGGCCCCGACGGUCGAGGCCUGUGGAAGGUCGCUCUACCAGAGGCGCUCGGGAACAGAAUACAUCAGCAAAUACAGGCAGCUGGAGGUGCAGGAGUUGGACAGCCAUGACCACCCAGCCGGCGGGCCAGGUCGAAGACCACCUUCGGCGAAGCUCAGCAAUGUGACGUGCAUCCCUGAGACGGCUUACAGAUAUCCUGACUUGCCUAUAAAUCGAUGUAAGGAAGAGGUUGUUUCUCUGAUAGAAAGCAACUCCGUGGUGAUCAUACACGGCGCCACCGGCAGCGGCAAGAGCACCCAGCUCCCACAGUACAUCCUGGACCAACACAUGCAGCGCUCUGCCUACUGCAACAUCGUGGUUACACAGCCACGCAAAAUCGGGGCCAGCAGCAUUGCCCGGUGGAUUAGCAGAGAGCGCUCCUGGGCGCUGGGCGGGCUGGUGGGCUAUCAGGUGGGGCUGGAGAAAAUAGCAACCGAAGACACCAAGCUGCUGUACAUGACCACGGGGGUCCUGCUGCAGAAGGUGGUGAGCGCCAAGAGCCUGGUGGAGUUCACACACAUCUUCAUCGACGAGGUACAUGAGAGAACGGAAGAAAUGGACUUCCUGCUGUUGGUGGUGCGCAAACUUUUACGAACAAACUCUCGCUUUGUGAAGGUGGUCCUGAUGUCCGCCACCAUCAACUGCCAGGAGUUUGCGGACUACUUCGCCGUGCCGGUGCAGAACAAGAUGAAGCCCGCCUACGUGUUCGAAGUGGGAGGCCAGCCCCACGCCAUCGAGGAGUACUACCUGAACGACCUGGGGCACAUUCACCACGGCGGGCUUUCUGCUCAUCUCCUGGAGGAACCAGUGAUAACCAAGGAUAUCUAUGAAGUGGCCGUCUCCCUGAUUCAGAUGUUUGACGACUUGGAUAUGAAGGAGAACAGGAGCAAGAGCUGGUCGGGCGCCCAGUUUGUGUUGGAACGGAGCAGCGUGCUGGUCUUCCUGCCAGGGCUGGGGGAAAUAAACUGCAUGCAUGAGCUUCUCACCAACAUGGUUCACAAAAGGUUGCAGGUGUACCCGCUGCACUCGACCGUGACUCUGGAGGAGCAGAACAAUGUGUUUCUGAGCCCAGUCCCUGGGUAUCGAAAGAUCAUUCUGUCCACUAACAUCGCGGAGAGCUCCGUCACGGUGCCAGACGUCAAGUACGUUAUAGACUUCUGUCUGACGAGGACGCUGGUGUGUGACGAAGACACGAACUACCACAGCCUGCGGCUGAGCUGGGCUUCCAAAACCAGCUGCAACCAGAGAAAAGGCCGGGCUGGACGCGUGUCAAAAGGCUACUGUUACAGACUGGUGCACAAGGACUUCUGGGACACCUCCAUCCCUGACCACGCUGUCCCAGAGAUGCUGCGUUGCCCCUUAGGAAGCACAAUAUUGAAAGUGAAAUUACUGGACAUGGGUGAGCCAAGAGCUCUGCUGGCCACUGCCCUGUCCCCUCCCAGUCUGAGCGACAUCGAGCGCACCGUCCUGCUGCUGAAGGAGGUGGGAGCGCUGGCAGUCAGUGGGCAGCGAGAGGACGAGAACCCCCACGACGGCGAGCUGACCUUCUUGGGGAGGGUCCUGGCUCAGCUCCCCGUUAGCCAGCAGCUUGGUAAACUCAUCGUGCUGGGGCACGUGUUCGGGUGCCUGGACGAGUGUCUGGUCAUCGCGGCAGCGCUCUCUCUGAAGAACUUCUUCGCCAUGCCCUUCAGGCAGCAUCUUGACGGGUACAGGAACAAGGGGAGCUUCGCUGGCAACAGCAAGAGUGACUGCAUCGCCCUCGUGGAGGCGUUCAAAGCGUGGCAGGCGCGCAGGCAGAGAGGGGAGCUGCGGCAUCCCAAGGACGAACUCGACUGGGGACGCCUAAAUUACAUUCAGAUCAAGAGGAUCAGGGAGGUAGCUGAGCUGUAUGAAGAACUGAAGAGCAGGAUCUCACAGUUCAACAUGUGUGUUGGAUCGCGGCGGCCGGUCAUGGACCAGGAGUACACGCACAAGCAGCGCUUCAUCCUGCAGGUUGUCUUGGCAGGUGCUUUCUAUCCAAAUUACUUCACUUUCGGACAGCCAGAUGAGGAGAUGGCGGUGCGCGAGCUGGCUGGCAAAGACCCGAAGACAACCAUUGUGCUGAAGCACAUCCCUCCCUACGGAUUCCUCUACUACAAGCAGCUGCAGUCCCUCUUCAGACAGUGCGGCCAAGUCAAGUCCAUCGUGUUCGACGGCGCAAAAGCCUUUGUGGAGUUCUCACGUAACCCAACAGAGAGGUUUAAAACUCUCCCUGCAGUGUACAUGGCGGUCAAGAUGUCCCAGCUGAAAGUGGCCCUGGAGCUCAGUGUCCACUCGGCUGAGGAGAUUGAAGGGAAGGUGCAAGGCGGGGCUGUGUCGAAGCUCAGGAGCACCAGGGUGAAUGUGGACUUCCAGAAGCAGACGGUAGAUGCAAUGCAAGUCUCGUUUAACACAUCGGACAGGUCGCGGACAGUCUCAGACCUCCUCCUGAGUGUCGCCGUCACAGAGGUGGUUGAGGUGGGGCACUUCUGGGGAUAUAGGAUUGAUGAAAGAAACUCAGAGAUUCUGAAGAAGCUGACUGCUGAAAUAAACCGGCUGAAGCUGGUGCCGCUGCCAGUUCACCCACAUCCAGACCUGGUCUGCCUGGCCCCUUUUGCCGAUCUCGAUAAAGAAAGCUACUUUAGAGCCCAAAUCCUUUAUGUUUCUGGAAACUCUGCGGAGGUGUUCUUCGUAGAUUACGGCAAUCGGGCGCACGUGGCCCUCAGUCUUCUCAUGGAGAUUCCGAGUCAGUUUCUGGAACUCCCAUUUCAGGCUUUGGAGUUUAAAGUUUGCAAAAUGCGACCCUCGGCCAAGUCUCUGGUGUGUGGGGAGCACUGGAGCGGCGGGGCCAGCGGGCGGUUCGCCUCCCUGGUGAGCGGCUGCCCGCUGCUCGUGAAGGUCUUCUCCGUGGUGCACAGCGUGCUGCACGUGGACGUGUACCGCUGCUCGGGGGCCCAGGACGCCGUGAACAUCAGAGACGUUCUCAUCGGAGAGGGCUACGCGGAGCUCACAGAGGAGUCGUACGAGUCGAAACAAAGCCACGAGGCACUCAAGGCGCACUUUUCCAAGUCGGCGGAGGGCGUGCUGGACGGGUGUGUGCCGUCUGCCGCGCAGGACGACGGGAAGCAGCUGAUCCGCGUUCUGUUGGAGAGCUUCUCUUCCAACAGGCUGGGAGCCCCCACCUGCAAGGUGAUACUCCAUGGGCCGUUUAACCCUUACGAGCUGAAGUGUCACAGUCUGACGAGGAUAUCCAAGUUCAGGUGUGUCUGGAUCGAGAAGGAGAGCAUCAACUCCGUCGUCAUCAGCGACGCGCCGGCCGACCCCCACCAGAGGAUGCUGGUCGCGGCGUCCCUGUCAGUCAACGCAACUGGCUCCACCAUGCUGCUGAGAGAGACCUCCCUGAUGCCUCAGAUCCCCGGCCUCCCCGCCAUCCUCAGCAUGCUGUUCGCGCCCGUGAUGGAGCUAAGGGUUGAUCGGGAUGGAAAACGCUACACUGGAGUCCUCUGUGGCUUGGGGUGGAAUCCAACCACAGGAGCCCCGGUGUUGCCGGAGCACGACAUCGAGCUGGCGUUCGACGUUCGCUUCAACGUGGAGGACAUCGUAGAGGUGAGAGUGACGCUCGCAGUCACGGCCAACGUCUUCGUUCGGGUUGACCCACGGCUGGUCAUGGAGCAGGCGGCGCGGAAGACGUCCGGGGGAAGAGCACGCCACUGUACCAGCUGCACAAGCUGA
Lepus europaeus (European hare) is the source of this 3948-nucleotide messenger RNA. RefSeq names its product tudor domain containing 9 (gene TDRD9). Gene Ontology annotation, molecular function: ATP binding; RNA binding. NCBI's taxonomy places the organism in Eukaryota, Metazoa, Chordata, Mammalia, Lagomorpha, Leporidae. Bases 1 to 3948 code for a protein of 1315 amino acids. The record is from RefSeq and is a predicted model, not a curated record. Gene Ontology annotation, cellular component: intracellular anatomical structure. The transcript is spliced from 35 exons.